CGAUGCACUCGUCUUAGCCAAGGAUUCAAGCACGUAGUACGCGCUCGUCCAAGGUGGAAGACAGUAGAGACGACAGGUGUGAUACACACAGGAAGAAAUACAGAUCUGCGCGCGCUGUCAGAAGAUACCGAAGGGAGAAAAAAAAAAAAACAGAGAGAAAAAACGAGACGUAGACAGCGAGAGAAAACGAGAAGAGCGGAAAGUCGAAGUAGCUCGCAGCGUUUAUAUUUGGGAAGGAUUUACUCGGAAUUUGGAAUUUACUCGAUCACAGUUUUUAAUCGAGAUCGCACCGGAAGAAGAAGCGUUAGAAAUAUGUCCACGGAAUUGUUUCACGCAGCUUUGACGACAGUUGUGUUCUGGACAUGUUUAAGUUUCAGCAUGGGCGCAGAACGUCCGCUUUCAGAAACCGCUACAACCGUAUUACUGCCUAUGAAACAUUCCAAAUCUAGGUCGGCUACGUAUCAGGCGAUACGGGGCAUCGGAGAACCGAAGGAUGCGAGAAGCGAGGCUGUUCGCGCAACACAGGAGAACAACAGGUCACCUAGCCCGGUCGGCGUUAAUUUUUAUCGAUUACCACCGUCGCCGGCGAAUCUGUUGAAGCCAGAUGGAUUUCAAUUUUACACGUACAACGAGAGAGGCGACAUGAUCACGAAACAAAUGACCAUGCAAGAGAUUCAAGCCUUGAUCGCGAGUGGAGGUCCCGAUCAUUCUAACGUGGAGGUUCAAGAGCCGCAAAAGGCCGAGGAUAUCCUUACAGGUGGAAAAAAGGUAAUGGACGUCGUGGAGAAGGUGCAAAACGUGCUGAAAAGUGCCAUGGACAAACCGUUGUCGGCACUCUCAUCCGGUUCACACCCGAUGAUACCGGAAAAAGUAAACGUCGAGUGGAGCAAUAUUUUGCCAGCGAUAUUGGCCGGCGAUAAAUACGGGAACAAGGUCGAAGAAAGCCAUCACGUCGAGAAACCAACGUCGAAACCUACGUCCACGCACUACGUCGCGCAUAAUCAGAACGAUUCGACACCCGAUUCGCUCGAGUCCAACGUAAGUGAAACCGUACCGUUGGAAGUACUUGGGAACGUUAAAGUCGAAAAGAACGGGACGCAGCCGACGAUCGCUGCGAAACCAACGACUGUCUCUUACACGGAAAAAUUAAUGAUACCGGUGCCUGUCAUCACGACCGAACGAAAUGCCGAAUCGACAGGCAACAGUCAGUACACCACGCAGAGUUCCACCUUUCACAAGCUGACUGAGGCAACGCCGUCGUUAGAAAAUACGACUUACGGGUCUUACGAUCGCGACGACGAGAACUUGACGUCUGCAAACGUCCUUACAAAAUCAACAACGACCAGCGUCUCUCUCGCGUCAACCUUACAAUUUACAGACGAAUCCACGAAAAGCAGUUACGAUAACGCUGGUCUUGUAAGCGAAACGUUACACUCGGAGAAGAAUAAUUCACACGUCGAUGAGACUGUUGCCGAUUCGUUGGUAACGCAAACGAAGAUAAAGCCAGUAACUGGCACUUCGACAGAAGACGAUGACGUUCUAUUGAAAACGCAGACAUCGUCCGUGUCAGAAGCGAAUCAAGUCAAUGCAGUUCAAACAAUGGUAACUAACGAACCGUCUAGCAAGUUGCCAUCACAGUCUUCCGUAUCGUUUACCAAAUUGCCACCACAAUCCUCUACGUCUGUUACCAAAUCACCAUCGAGUGUUCCUGCAACUACGAACAAGUAUAAAGUCACAUCAGUGACGGAACAGUCGACGACGACACAGCAAGAUACAAUAAAAAAGCCAAGUGAUUACUUAAGUGGGUCAGUUGAACCUUCGAAAUCGUCUCCAUCUAUGGAGCUGGUGAGCUCUUUGUCAAACGUGAUCAGUCAAAUUUCCGACGACACAGUUUCCCCCGUGUUAUCCUCCUCUUUUGGAUUUCAGUCGAUUUCUAGCGACGACGAGAAUAAACGUAAUAACGGCUCGGUGACAAUCGCGACGUAUUCUCCGACGAUCAACGAAGACCGACCAGAAAAUGUAAAUGUCACGUCUGAUGAAGAACGUGUUCAAGAAUCAUUCACCGAGACGACGGUGAAGUUUAAAACGGACAAAGAGAGGAUUUCUUCCACUGCAACAACAACCACUCCGAUUAUUUCGACGAGUGUGACAGAGCUCGACAAAGUCAGCAAUCAAAAUUCGGCUGUAUCUAAUGUAACGAUGAAUAUUAACGAGACAUCGGCUACCACGUCCGAAUCUUUACAACCGAUAGCGCUUAUCGAGAGUAUACUUCACACUGCCUCGCCUGAAAUAAACACACCUGUUACCGAAUCGAUCACUUUACCGAGCGACCUGUCGGAGAAUCUCUUGGCUAACACUUUGGCAAGCUCACUCAUCGCCAAUCCGUCCAAUUUGAAAACAAAUAAAAUACAAACUGCACUCGACGAAACAACAACGUCGUACUCCGAGAAGCUCGACUCAACGAACACUGUUGCCUUUACGUUAAAUUCAAAGUUACCCAUUUCAAUUGGCAAGGAUGAUACGAAGAAAGGUCGUCCGACGAACGAGAAUGAAAUUUCUCGAACGUCGACAACGAAGGAGGAUCUGUUCACCGUACAGCAGGAAAUUGAACCUUCGCAAUUACCAAACGAACUAUCCGUCACUUCAGAAUCUACGACAUUGCCAUCUUUCACUACCGAUCCUGUUCUAAAGAAUACCGUCACAGAUGGAGUGUCUUUCGGUACUUCGUUCGCGAAUAAUAUACUUAACGAACAGACAUCUAAUCCUACUUACGAGACGACAAUAUCGAGCAACGAAGCUUCGACGAAUACGAGCACAAGAAUCAUCGUUCCAAAUGUUGGAAAUGUCACUGAAGUGGCAUCGCAGAACAGUGAUAAGACUUCUACAGUCUCCCUGGCCGAGACGACAGAAAUAUCGUCGUCAGGAAACCAUCGUGAUAAACCAUCUUCAUAUCAUACCGUAAUAGACAAAUUAUCGACGACCUGGAGCGAAUUUAGUACUGCUGCCGCGAGUUUAUCUAACGCAGAGGAGCAUCCAGUGCAGAAUACGACGGAUGAAACUGCACUGCAGAGACCCUUGAAGAAAACCGAGGAGCAGUCGAGGAAUGAUACAGUUCACACAACCGUUCAACACAAAAUCAACGUUGUGAGUAGCACAACCGCGACGUCUCUCGACGAUACGAAAUCUUUCGUUGCCUCGACUACUCCUGAGCCGAUAAUCGCCGCUCUAAAUUCCACCACGAAAGAGCCGGACGAAAUCAAUGGUACCACGAGUGCAACGAGCUCUGACGAGAUGAAUUCGACGGACUACAAAACGGAGAAACCCGUCCAGCCCCAUUUACACGCGAGUAACUCGACAGGAAUGGAGUUGUUACAGCUCGUAGAUAAAUCACAGAGCAACGAGUCGAAAUUGAAUGAUUCGGCAAGCAGCUCGAUUCUGCAGAGUAAAACGAAUGACACGCACGCGAAUUCUGAGCACACGUGGCAGCGAAUAUCGUUGCAUCAAAUAACACCGUCGUUGUCAACGGAAUUCACCACGAGGACCACCACACCAAUGAUGUAUACGUCGACAUCAGCGUCGACUUUGGUAAACACGAGCUCGACGAAACUUCCGUCGAACGGCCAGUCAAUUGCUACAAACGUGACGGAAUCGACAGUUUCCUUAGACGCCUCGAAAAGCAUCGGUGGAUUGGACACCAGCACGAGAAACGCGAGCGCCGACAUCGUUAAUUUCUCGAGGCUUUGCAACGAGCUGGCGAUCAAAUUUUGGAUCGCGGCGAACAACGGGCUGAGCAUCGGCAGAUCGUUCGCCCUCUCGCCGUUCGGCAUGACCAGUCUGUUGGCGAUGAUCUUCCUCGGUGCUCGAGGCUCGACGUCCGAUCAGAUGAACGAGAUACUCGGACUCGACAACGUAGCCACUUUCAAUCCGCAUCUUAUCUUCCAGAACGUGACGGACACGGUGAGCCUGGCGAGGCAUCAAGGUAUCGCGAACGCGGCCUUCGUUCGCGAAUUAUUCGCGGACAAGGCCAAGGUGAGGAAACUGUUGCCGUUUUACAAGGAACAGGCGCAACAGUUCUACGAGGGAUUGGUGGCCGAAGUGAACUUCGCCACUAUCAGCGACCUUGCCCGUCGACGAACCAACCUUCUGAUCAGAAAGCAGACCGGAGGCAGGAUAAAAGACUUCGUGAAGAGCAAUAUCGUCCCUCUGAGGUCACCGCUGGCUGCCAUCUCGGCGAACGUGUUUCAAACGGACUGCAACACGAGUUCCGCGAGUGCAACCGGCCGGGACGGCGAGUUAUACUUCGCCGUGUCGGCUGCUCAUAGAUUGAGGAAAUUGAUCCCUGUUCCAGCCACCGUUUGGCGAUCGAAUGUCCUCGCUGGUUACGAGCCCAGUUUGGACGCGACUGCCACCGCUAUUGGAAGCGCGGACAAGCUCGUUUCGACGAUAUUCUUGGUACCUGGUCAACAGGGCCACGCUGCACCCGGCGACACUUUGGACCGUCUCGAGCAGAGGCUUGUUAAAGGAGCUUUCCAAGACACCACUUGGGAUAAACUUUUGAAGGUUCUCAUACCUAGGCCGGGCCUUGAACUGCAAAUACCCAAAUUUAGUCAUCGGUCCAUCGUGAACGCUACUGCCGCUUUGAAAAGAAUGGGACUGGAUCAAUUGUUCUCAACUCAGGCCGACUUCAAAGGGAUCAAUGGAAUUGGAAAUCGUCUCUUCUUGUCCGACGUUUUACAGAUGAACUUGUUCAGCACGUGCGGCGAUGAAAACAUUGCCAAUGGACGACACCACGUGGAGAUUUAUCCGGCGAGUGCCUCUUUGAGAAACUCUCGACACGUCGAGGAGCAAACAUCCCGCAGAAUAAGACGGACCGCCGAUACAAAGUCGGAGAACUAUCGUACAGUCUCGCUGAAGGAGAGAAUACGAAAUGUAGAGAGAUCAGAGGAGAAGCCCAGAUUGAGAUUGGACCAGCCAUUCCUUUAUUUCGUACGGCACAAUCCAACUGGUCUUAUACUUCAUAUAGGCCGUUUCAAUCCUAGGUUAAUAUAAAUUUAGAAUGUAAUGUUAGGUCCGUCUUUACUAUACGUACUAAUACUUGUAUGUACUUAAUCUCGCGUAUUUUGUUUUAUACACAUAAUCCGAUUUUUUCGCGCGAGCGACACUUAUUACCGUUAAUCCUUUAACAGCGCAUCUAUAGAAUAGGGCAAGAUUAUUUGAAUCAAGCUACGUAAUUUGUCUUGAAAUUCAACAGCACUUAGACAAUACUUUUUAUACAAUUUUUCGUUCUUUCGUCAUUAUAUAAAAUCGAUGUCUCAUAAACGUCCGUAUUGAUUAUUAUAUAAAUUGAAUUUUGAUAAAUUGAUCAUUUGAUACAAGAUUGAUUUUUAAAACAUUGAAGCUUAAGUGACUCGAUUGUCUCUAUUUCGUUAUAUCAGAAACAGACUAAAGGAUACAGAGAUAAUGAUUUUCUAAAUCGUUCCUCGUCAUUUUAUUACACUGUUAAAGGGUUAAUUCGGAAAUCUUAUCGAUUACCUUGACUUUUUAAUCGAUAUUGUCGAUCCAUAGUCUAUUAAUUACGGGGGCUUUAAUAUCGCAGGAUUGGUAAUAACAGUAAGAAACAAGAACUUUUUAUAUAUAAUAUUAGGCGUUUUAAUUAGCUAGCAUGAGUAUUUAACAUCAUGCUCUGCUUGAAAUGUUGGUAGCUCGUUAUUAGUUUAGUGUUUCCUUUUUACUUAUGAUACAUUCAAUCGACUGAUUUAGGGCGGCAAGAAUUUCAAUAUGUAUCUAUAAGCGACUAAUGUUAUAAUUUUUGUUGCUUACAGUAUUUACUAUAGGUAUGUAGGAUGAUUUCGAAAUCGUGGUACUAAUAUUGAAUUUAGAUAUUGAAUAAUUUUAUUGAUAUUAACAUAAAUUAUUAAAUUACAAAAUAUUAUAAUGUAUAAUAUCAUAAUAUUGUAAAACAAUCAAUAUAAAUUAUCGACCAAUCAUUCAAAUUGGUUGAAUUAGUAAUAAAUACACAGACUUACUUUUACAUAAGAAAUUUUGUAUAUAUUGUCUCUUUUAUGGAUGUAACAUGAUUUUAGAAUCAUCCUGUAUACUUAUAAUUAAUACAAUAUUGUACGAUGACGUUUUAAGUAACAUAUGAGUAGAAUCAUAAAUGCUCAUGUAUUAUAUAUGAAGUAGUAUCACCAUUGCUCAUAUUUGUUACCACCACAGUAUAUCCAAAAUGCAAUUUAACCAGAUUUUAAUCAUUCUCUUCUUGGAAGAUCCUUGCAAAAACUUUAUUGCCACAGUAUGUUUGUCAAGCUACAUUCGUUGCAUAUAAUUUAAAUCUGAUUUGAAAAACUCCUUCACGAUGCAUUGUUAAUAUUAUUGUAACACAUACACAUUAUGUAUAUAUAAUGUAUUCUUAAAUUUUUAUUGCAUUUAAUAUUUAAACUCCCCUGCCUUCUUUGGGUCACUUUUGACUGAAUUCUAGAUUUUUGUAAUUUAAAAAAAAUACACGAUGUCCCUGCGAGAUCCCUUGUCGUCCCACGGUGCCCCAAUUUUACUUAUCAACUAAUUACUUUAGAUCUAAAC
Molecule: messenger RNA, 6579 nt
Organism: Heterotrigona itama
Lineage: Eukaryota; Metazoa; Arthropoda; Insecta; Hymenoptera; Apidae
Source: the annotation of a GenBank genome assembly